AUGGCGUCGAAGACCAGCACGCAGACCACCGGUCCGAGCGACAAACUGCCCCUCCAUGCUUCUCUCAGUGCCAAAAAGUCUGGAGAGGUAAAGAGGCUGCACCACAUUCCCCGCCCGGAAGCCCUCGAGGACCAGCGGCGAUGGCAGCUUGAACAGAUGGCUGGUGCCUUUCGCAUCUUCUCCAAGCUGGGCUUCGCAGAUGGCAGUAGCGGCCACAUCAGCCUCCGCGACCCCAUACGCCCAGAGACGUUCUGGAUCAACCCUUACGGCGUCCACUUUGGCGUUCUCAAAGUCUCCGAUAUGGUUCACGUCGACCACCAAGGUGAUCGCAUCGGCGGGGGCGAGGGGCCCGUCAACAAGGCGGGCUUCAUCAUCCAUAGCGCCAUCCAUGAGCGGCGGCCCGACAUCCACGCCGCGUGCCACAUGCACAGCCCGUACGCCCGCGCCUGGAGCACUUUUGGCCGGCCCAUCGACAUGGUCAACCAGGACAGCUGCAUGUUUUACGACGACCUGUCCGUCUACGCGUCCUUUGGCGGCGUCGUCUUCGCACCGGAAGAGGGCGGGAAAAUUGCCGAUGCGCUGGGACCGCACCACAAGAAUGUCAUACUUCAGAAUCACGGUAUCCUGACGUCGGGCGGCACCGUCGCCGAGGCCGCGGCUUUUUUCAUCGCGCUGGAGCGUGCGUGCCAGACGCAGUUGCUACUCGAGUCGGCCGUCGCCCCAACCACCCUGGGCGGGGCAGUGAGCGGCCUGCAAAAGACGUACGUGUCACAUGAGGAGGCCGAGUAUACCAAGGCGGGCACCGGGACGCCCGAGGUGAUGUAUAUGCAGUUUGUGCCAGAGUAUCAGCUCAUACUCAAGGAAUCUGGGGGAGACUUUCUCGAGUAG
Clonostachys rhizophaga is the source of this 888-nucleotide messenger RNA. Lineage: Eukaryota; Fungi; Ascomycota; Sordariomycetes; Hypocreales; Bionectriaceae. The record is from the annotation of a GenBank genome assembly.